AAUCAAAAUCAAAAGCGCGUUUUGCGUCCACGUGAUUACAGUCUAGCCGCUUCGGCCAAAGCCGGACGUUUUGACUUUUCCUUCCAAGUUGUAAAACGUUGCCUUUGCAAAUCAUGUCUUUCACUCGCCUUACCCUUCGCAGUGUGACUCGUGCACGACCCGUGCUUGCGUCGUCCUCGAGACAGACCUGGGUAUUUCGUGCGAACUACUCGGCGGCAGCAGCAGGGUUGUCGAAGGAAACCAUACAGACACGCGUACUGGACGUACUAAAGGGCUUCGAGAAAGUGGACGCAGCCAAGCUCACAACUUCGUCUUCAUUCACGGAUCAUCUCGGGCUUGACAGCUUAGAUGCGGUUGAGGUGGUUAUGGCGGUAGAGGAGGAGUUUGCCAUUGAGAUUCCGGAUGCGGAAGCCGAUGAGAUAAAAACCGUACAGCAAGCUAUCGACUAUAUUGCAAAGACACCAGAAGCUCAGUGAAGGAUUGGUAGCACAGCCAUUAGCCAGCUCCUUUACGCGCCCCCACUCAUUUAUACAACUGCAUUUUUUUUCUAUAACCGUAUGAAACAAUGUUGUGAAGCAAUGUUGUCUGGACUCUGCACGUCAAUUGACUUGUGAUCAACAUGUUUGAUGAUGACUGG
Molecule: messenger RNA, 637 nt
Organism: Suillus plorans
Lineage: Eukaryota; Fungi; Basidiomycota; Agaricomycetes; Boletales; Suillaceae
Product: acyl carrier protein
Exons: 5
Coding region: 114-476 (120 amino acids)
Biological process (GO): fatty acid biosynthetic process
Cellular component (GO): mitochondrion
Molecular function (GO): acyl carrier activity; acyl binding
Source: RefSeq, a predicted model, not a curated record